Messenger RNA from Mytilinidion resinicola, 1480 nucleotides. Its product is annotated as putative O-methyltransferase. The transcript has 5 exons. The record is from RefSeq and is a predicted model, not a curated record. NCBI's taxonomy places the organism in Eukaryota, Fungi, Ascomycota, Dothideomycetes, Mytilinidiales, Mytilinidiaceae. Gene Ontology annotation, molecular function: O-methyltransferase activity. Bases 1 to 1164 code for a protein of 387 amino acids.
AUGACUUCUCGCACAGAGGAGCUCGCGACAUCCGUAUCGGAGAACCUGGCGAAACUGCAGGAUUAUCUGAAGGCCAAUAAUCUCCCAGAUCUCUCCAUCGAGGACGACGUUCCGCUCCAAUUUCAAUUCGAGCCAGAUUUUGCUUCUCCUAGAGAUGCCGCCAUCAUAGCUCGCAGAGAGCUUUUAGCUUUGCUUUCAGCUGUUAGCCGAUUCAAUAUUGCUUCAAGCUUUCCUGAUGGUCACGAUACCGCUACGUACGAUGAGCUAGCUGAAAGAUGCCGGCUGCCAGAGCCAGAAGUCAGACGCAUCGUACGAGCGUUGCUCCCGUCAUAUAUAUUUCAGGAGAAAGGUAAUGGAAUAGUUGCGCACACAGCAGCUUCUAAGAAGUUAGCUCGAAAUCAUCUUAUGUCGGCAUUGAGAUUUACGGAUGCAAUGCAAAAAUGGCCGGGUUCAGAAGAGCCGAACCAAACCGGCUACAACCUCGCAAAUGGCACGGAAGAUCACGCCUUCGCGCAUAUGGCCAAGUUCCCUGGACGUUCUGAGAGAUUCGCGGCAGCAAUGGCGCUCUUUAGUAAGGGCCCAGGAAACUCCCCGAAGUGGCUACUGGAGAACUACCCCUGGGGACAUAUCGGUUGCGAGACGAUAGUGGACGUUGGCGGAUCUAGCGGGGAAUACAGCAUUCCCAUUGCACAAGCAUACCCUGACCUGAAAUGCAUCGUUCAAGAACUACCAGAGGUCAUCACAAAGGCCAGUCCAACCCUUCCAUCCGAUCUCAAGGAACGAGUCUCUUUCAUGGCGCACGAUUUCUUCACCGAGCAGCCAGUAAAGGGUGCUAAUGUUUACCUUCUGCGGUGGGUGUUGCAUGACUGGUCUGAUAAAUACGCUAUCCGCAUUUUACGGGCAUUAGUACCGGCGCUUGAAAGCGGUUCGAAGAUCGUGCUUCACGAGCACAUUCUGCCUGAGCCCGGCGAGGCCCCUACCCUCCAGGAGAGAACGCUCAGGAUCUUUGACACGGGCAUGAGGGAGCUCACGAACGGCAAAGCGAGAGAGGUUCGCGACUGGGAGGCGUUGCUCGCUUCAGCCGACCCUUGUUUCAAAAUUGAGAAGAUUGGAACGCCUCGUGGUUCUGACCUUGGAAUAAUUGAGGUGGAAUGGAAAUCAUAGCUGGGAAUGGCGAGGGCAAACUUUGGAAGGCUGCAUUUGCUUUCUAAAGCUUUGCAUGAUAUAUAGGAAUCUGUGUCGAUUCUGAGGGGAUGUAUUUGAAGACAAAAAAGCGAAUAGUGAGAGUGUCCUAUCGCUUUCCCUCCACUCACGUUUCAGUAACUUCCGUCAUCCAUGUUACUUCGAUAACCGCCAGGAUAGAGCCAGGCGAGCUAAUAAUUCUUUCGAGCGAGAACCGAUUGUCAGCCGCUGCGAAAAGGUCCAUCCAUUCCUGUGCACUACGUUCCUUUGAGUUGAAUAGUUGUUUCAUUGUCAGGUC